Molecule: messenger RNA, 3813 nt
Organism: Clarias gariepinus (North African catfish)
Lineage: Eukaryota; Metazoa; Chordata; Actinopteri; Siluriformes; Clariidae
Gene: lpar2b
Product: lysophosphatidic acid receptor 2b
Exons: 5
Coding region: 495-1589 (364 amino acids)
Biological process (GO): G protein-coupled receptor signaling pathway
Cellular component (GO): membrane
Molecular function (GO): lysophosphatidic acid receptor activity
Source: RefSeq, a predicted model, not a curated record
UUGAGUUUGUGCGCGCGCGUGUAUUAGUGUUUCAUUUCUUUUCUUUCAUCAUAUUUAAUAAAACACACACACACACACACUGGGGUGUGAAGUAGCGCUGAGAAACACGGCGGUGUGUAUAGUGUAUAGUGUAUAGGUGUGUGUGUGUGUUUUCAAGGUAAUAAAGAGAGAAACGUGCCGCGCCCUGAGCCGCGCGCGCACACACACCACUUCCUCUUGCGCAGGUAAACCUGAGACACACACACACACACACACACCGGUAGACUGUACGGAGAGAGGGAGAAGUUUUUGUGGUUAAUUCCGGGAGGUGAUGGAGUGUGUGCAGGACAGAGGAGAACCGUGUGACUUGUAGCUCCAUGCCUCUUACUGCUCCGUUACCCAUCAUCCCUUUCACCUAACUGGUGUGCCAGUCAACACACCACAACCCCUGCACCCAGCCGACCACGCACCCGGUUUCCCCCUUGAACGCUGCCUUCUCCUGAGUGGAAUCCAACAUGGCCACCACAACAGCUGCUCCGCCCAGUAAUUGCAGCAAUUAUACAGUUGUGGAUUACUACAACGCGUCCGGGAAGGUCAUCUCAGAUGUUUGGCGGGUAAAGGAUUACAUCGUGGUUGGUGUAGGACUGACUGUCUGCUGCUUCAUCAUUGUGGCUAACAUCCUGGUCAUGUUGGCCAUCUUUAUGAACCGACGCUUCCAUUACCCCAUUUACUACCUGCUGGGGAACCUGGCGGCGGCUGAUCUGUUCGCCGGCAUCUCCUACAUGCACCUGAUGUUCCACACCGGGCCCUGGACCGCUAAACUCUCCGUGUACCAGUGGUUCCUCAGACAGGGUCUGAUUGAUACGAGUCUGACUGCAUCGGUCAUUAAUCUGAUGGCCAUCGCUCUGGAGAGACACCAGACCAUCUUCACCAUGCAGCUGCACAGUCAGAUGACCAACAUGCGGGUGAUCCUGCUGAUCGCAGGCAUCUGGACCGUCGCCCUGAUCAUGGGUCUGAUCCCCAGCAUGGGCUGGAACUGCCUGUGCCUUAAAGAACUGUGCUCCAAGAUGGCGCCCAUGUACAGUCGCAGCUACUUGGUGUUCUGGGCCGUGCUCAACCUGGUGUCCUUCAGCAUCAUGGUGCUGGUUUACACCCGCAUCUUCAUCUACGUCCGACACAAGAGCCAGCGCAUGAGCCAGCACACGGCACAGACCAGACACAAAGAGACUGUGGAGAACCUGAUGAAGACCGUCUUUGUCAUUCUGGGGUGUUUCGUGGUGUGCUGGACUCCGGGGCUGGUGCUGCUGCUGCUGGAUGGCGUGGGUUGUAACUGCGGCGUGCUCAAAGUCGAGAAGUUCUGCUUGGUCCUCGCCGAGUUAAAUUCCCUGAUAAACCCCAUCAUCUACUCGUACCGUGACCAAGACAUGCGGCGCACGUUUAAGCGGAUCCUGUGCUGCCUGUGUCGUCGGCGUGGACAGUCAGGCCAGCAUCCCGACGUCCGCUUCAACACCCUCAACCAAGAGAGAAGGCCACCAGAGUUGGAGGACUCGUGUGUAGCGUGUAAAUUAAGCUGCGUUUCUUCCUCGUGUGUGGAUGAAAAUCAGACUUGAUUGAACUUUCACUUUUAAUGAUCUGAUUUAUCAAUUUUUUUUAAUGUACUUUUGUUUUUUUCUUUAGUUCUUUAAUAAUGUACAGACACAUCAACAAUGUUUGCUUUUUAUUACCUGAAAACCUGAAACUGGCACAUAGUUAAGGCUGACUCUGAAUUAGCUUUCAGUCUGUUGCACAGUAACUGUAGUAAGAAGUCCAGGAAGUGGCGCGUGUGGUGUGGCGUGAUAUGAUGAUGAUGAUGAUGAUAUGAACAGUCUGAGAUUGUUAUCGUCAUGUGGAGAUAAUUGUAUUUACAGUUUAUUUGCUCUGUAGGAGAUCGUUGGUGUUGAUGUAUUUUGGCACGAUACGUUUAGCUGAAUCAGGUGUCGGUGCCUUUAAUUCAUUACCAUCAUUACAGUAAGAAGCACUGAUAUUUACAUUUAUUUAUAACUUUAUAACUUUACAUUUAAUUUCCCCAUUUUUACUAAUCGUGGCCAGUUCCUACAGGGUGUGGCAACACUCAGACCAAAGAGCUAUCCGCCAUCUUCUACAUACCUGAGCUCACGGGUAUGAUGCCCAGGAUUGAUUAGACAGAGAAGGCCCCGCCCACACAGCACGGCCAGCGUUGUUCUGUUGGACCUCCAGUCGUGGACGCUGUGGAAUCGUCUCCGUUCCACACUAUCACCAUCUCCUCACUAAUUCCAUAAUAUAAACUUGACCUGUUUUUAAGUCUGUUAUUUGAAACACCUUUGAACCUAAGGUUCGAAAAAAAAUAGGGCCGCGCCUCCAAUACCGGUCUACUUUUCCGUGGCCCAUCCUGUAUCAGAAUACACAUCGUCUAGCUUAGAAAUGUCUUAAAGUACUGCAAUAUCACCUGAUCUAUCCCAUAAUAAUGUUCUUUACACUAAUGGAAUGUAUUGAGACUAUAAACGCUGAUUAAAAGGCGAUACUUCAUUCAAAAAUUUAUUUAUUAUUAAUUAAUAUAUUACAUUGGUAUUUUCUGCCAAAAGUUAACACCGCUCUGAGCUGCAAAAUAACAUUAAGCUGGGAAGUGUGUUAACUGGUGGGUUAUUUAUGUCACACACGAGUACCAAGAUGUCCACAACAUUGUAUUGGGGUUUUUGUGAUUCCCUCGUCCACGUCUGAAUUCCCAGAGAAUAUUACAACGUACUGUAGAACCGAUUAUCAGCUCAUGGCUGUAAUUAGAAUGUAUGUAGUGAGGACGUUAAAAGAUGUGUGUGUAUGUGUGUGUGUGUGUGUGCACAGAUAACAUGUUAGCACCGUUACACCCCCCUUCCCCCCAACCCCACCCACCCACCACAGUUAAAUGUUAAACAGAUGUGCGCGAGUCCCUGAGCGUGUAAAACGUGUGUCACACGGGGGUCACACCAUGACUAGUAUGCGUGUGUUUAAACGGUAAUCAUUUAAAUAUUUGUGCCUGUUUCAGUGCGCGGGUGGAAACAUUUCCAGCAUCGCCCGGAAACUUGGGGCGUUCUGCUGCGCAUCGCUGUCUGGCCAGUGUUUGUUUGUGGCCUAUGUGCACACACACACACACACACACACACACACAUAGGUACAAAAGCUUAGCUCUGCUGUGUGACAUCAUUUCCUGUUCUGUGAGGAAGUAAGAUAGUUGAUCUUGGAAUGGUUGGAUUGUAAACAGGUUCCUUAGAUAAGUACCGCACACACACGCGCGCACACACACGCACACAGACACACGUAGUGCUAGCUCACUAGCAUUACAGGUCAAAGGUCACUGUAAUGACAAGCCCACCAUCUUAAUCGCACAGACGAUCAAAUCGGACAGGAAGCGAAAACCACAGAUGCAGGAAGCACAAGUGUUUAGUUAUUUGUGUGUGUGUGUGUGUUUGUUUGUGUGAGCAAUCCCCGUCCCCAGUGUGUCCUCCUGAGCAGCUAUUGUCUCAUGUACGCAACGCCAUUACGUUCUCAUUUUUACUCCUUUGUGGUUUGGCUGUUUAUUAUUCCUGUAGGUUUUAUUGGAUUAUUUUUGUACUUGAAUAAAUUUUCUGCUCCGCAGAUGUUUUUAUCAGAAAUAAACUCACUGGAACAAGCCGCUCCUCUGUCUCCUUGCUUACUGCUUGUACCGCGGUGCUUCUGGGAUCGGAGAUGAUUUAGAUCAUGUCCGUCUCCACAAGCCUUGCCGUGUCCUGGUCCUGAUGCUGGUUUUAAUGUGAACUUCGUCCACUUCACCUUAACAACGAUUCACACUUAACAAUAGCUUAU